CGCCCGGCCCAGAGUACGAGCCCGUCGCGAGAUGAAACUGUACGUGCUCCUCGCUCUCUGCGUGCUGCAGACGCACGCUGCCUCCAUCAGCGCACCAGAAAAGAAACUCGACGACCUUUCCGACAUCGACCUAGAAAACGUCGUCAGCGAACCUGAACUCGUACAGCAGACGCACGCUGUCAAGGAUAUUGACAACAGUCUCAGAAGUAGCCCCGUUAAUAUACCCGUUAAGGUAAUCGUAGAAAACGUGAAACUAGACGAGAAUUCUAACGACUACGUCCCUGAUAACGAUGACAGUAUCAAUCUUAAGCGAGCUCCUAUCGACCUAAAGAACCCUGGCCCACCGCAACGGCAGCAACAUGAGACACAGAAUCCUGAACACUAUACCGAUGGUCAGAAAGCCGUUUUUACUAUAAAACAAUCGAUUGAAGACACUCAGAAGAUAUUUAGCAGCGGUCUGAAAGGUAUUUCUGAUAAUUUCAAAAAAUUAUUCGCAAAUGACGAACAGUUAUCGACCAUUCAAGAAAACAUAAAUAAACUUAAAAUUACGUUUGGAGAUCAUAUUACGAAAUUGAACGACACGAUUCAGAGCCACAUCGCGCCAGAAAAGGUUUCAAAACCUGAGGACAAUUUUCAGGUUGUUGAAGCCCGUCUCAAAAAUUUGGCAAGCAAUUUCGAUUCCGGGGUCAGUAAGUUAAACGAAGGCGUCGAAUUACUCGCUAUUAUCAAGGAAGAAGACGAAGCCGCAGCAGCAAAGGCUGAAGGUGACGGUGCACCAGCUGAAGCUCAACCCUCUCAGCCAUCUAGCUCUACCCAGGCUCCAACCGAAGAACAAACUAAUUUUAUAUAUCAAUUUUUAAACAAUUUUCAGAAUGGAGUAGUUGGAUCAUUUACAAACUUACAAAACGCUGUACAGAAUUAUUUUGGCCAGAACCCACAGUCAACCUCAGAACAGCCACCUGAGGGUGUACAAGCUGACACUCCCCAGGGUGCUUCAAGUCAAGGAGGAAACUUUGUCACAAAUCUAUUCCAAGGUAUCUCAUUCCCGUCCUUGCCAUCAUUACCUUUCUUGGGACAACAGAACCAACCACAAAAACCAGUUCAGGCGCCAGCGGGAGUAGCGGCCGAUGAACCCGCACCCGUCCAGACCGGUUGGAGGCCGCCGAACUUGGUCGAGCAGGUACAAAACUCGUGGAACAAUAUUGUCAGUGGCAUCCAACAAGGACAAGCACAGCAACAAGCGCAGCCGGCUCCUCCACACUUCUCCGGUGGACCCAUUGCGCAGACUAUACAAGGCAUAGUUUAUAAUUGGAAUAGACCCACCAGCCCACCCCCUGCUGCGGCCGCGGCCGCUAUCCCAGAAAAACCGGCUCAAGAUAAUAGUCAAAAAAAGCCAAAUGAAAUCGGGAGUAAUUCAGUACCAACUUCUUCAUCAGCGGCCCCAAAACCAGAAGAGCCAGCAAAACAAAGCGGGCCAGUCCAGCAGAUAGUUCAAAACAACCCAAUAGUGAAGGGCAUACAGACAGCGGUGCAGAGGCUGCGGAACCCCGAACGACCGAGAGAUGAAGUGCCGGCGCCGGUGGCUAUCGACAGUGACGCCACAAAGGGCCACGGCGGCUCCCAUAACGGGGAUAUUGACAGCAACCGGAUAAAAACUGUUGAAGAAGAGAUCAAUAAAAUUGAGGAAAAGCCAUCAACGAGCGAAGAGCAAGCUGCCGAUGACAUUUUGCCGUUAGCAGAACCCGCCAAGACUGAGUAGAAAGUAGUGUUAUAAGUUUCUUAAAUUAUUUAAAUGUAAAUAAUGAUAUUUCUGUCUAAAUAAACGGAAGUUUUGUAAUUUA
Messenger RNA from Leptidea sinapis, 1841 nucleotides. RefSeq lists its product as uncharacterized. The transcript has 2 exons. The record is from RefSeq and is a predicted model, not a curated record. Bases 32 to 1759 code for a protein of 575 amino acids. Lineage: Eukaryota; Metazoa; Arthropoda; Insecta; Lepidoptera; Pieridae.